Salvelinus sp. IW2-2015 is the source of this 5034-nucleotide messenger RNA. The record is from RefSeq and is a predicted model, not a curated record. NCBI's taxonomy places the organism in Eukaryota, Metazoa, Chordata, Actinopteri, Salmoniformes, Salmonidae.
AUGGACCGGCGCAACGCUGAGCGCCCGCCUGCAGGGGCGCACACUUCUGACCUGCCUGGGCUCUUCCUUCCUCCCGACGAGGAUGAGGCUGUGGAGAGAUGUUCUGUCCCAGAGGUCCCCAAAGAACACUGUGGUCAGAGGAUCAUGGUCAAGUGUCUGUCCCUCAAAUUUGAAAUAGAAAUUGAGCCAAUAUUUGGGACUCUUGCUCUCUAUGAUGUCAAGGAAAAGAAAAAGAUCUCAGAGGACUUCCACUUUGACCUGAACUCAGAUCAGAUGAAGGGCUUGCUGCGUCUCCACACGCCCCACACAGCCAUCUCCACCCAGGCCCGCUCAGCCAUCUUCUCCAUCACGUAUCCCUCUGCAGACAUCUUCCUGGUCAUCAAGCUGGAGAAAGUCCUUCAGCAGGGAGACAUAGGGGAAUCCUGUGAACCCUACAUGGUCAUGAAAGAGUCGGACUCAUCAAAGCACAAGGAGAAGCUGGAGAAGCUGCGUCUGCAGGCGGAGACGUCGUGUAGCAGGCUGGGGAGGUACAGGAUGCCCUUUGCCUGGACGGCCAUCCACCUGGUCAACAUCGUCAGCAGUGUGGGGGGGCUUGAGCGCUCCGACCCUGACUCUGACUCUGAGCGGAAAGGCCAUGGAACAUGGAACGAGAGAAAGAAGAAAGGGUUUGAGCGGAUGAGUGUAGGAGARGACAUGUGCAACUUUGCCACCUUCCGUCCAGCCACUCUCACAGUCACCAACUUCUUCAAACAGGAGGGGGACAGGCUGAGUGAUGAAGACCUCUACAAGUUUCUGGCAGACAUGCGCAGACCGUCCUCUGUCCUACGCAGACUGAGACCUGUCACAGCCCAGUUGAAGAUAGACAUCUCUCCUGCCCCAGACUCUCCUCACUACUGCCUGUCUCCUGAGCUGCUCCAUGUCAAGCCCUACCCUGACCUGAGGGUGCGCCCCACCAAGGAGGUGCUGGAGUUCCCUGCCCGCUAUGUCUACACCCCUCACACCACCUACAGGAACCUGCUGUAUAUCUACCCCCAGAGCCUGAACUUCAGCAGUCGGCAGGGCUCAGUCAGGAACAUUGCUGUCAAGGUGCAGUUCAUGGCAGGAGAGGAUCCCAGUCUGGCCAUGCCGGUGAUCUUUGGGAAAUCCAGCUGUGCUGAGUUCUUUACAGAGGCUUAUUCACCCGUCAUCUACCAUGACAAGGACCCCCACCUGGAUAAGUUCUUCACCCUGUGUUACGUCCUGGAGGAGUACUCGUUCCCGUUCCGUCUGAAGGACUGUAUCAUCAGUGAGGCCAAUGUGGAGGGUGAGCUGAAGGCCAGCAUGACCGGCCUGCGGGGGGCGCUACUCGACACCUGCGUCCGCUUCCUCCACCAGCUGCUCUCCAAACUCAUCCUGCUCAUCGUCCACCCGCCCGUCAUCGCAGGACAGAUCGUGAACCUGGGCCGUGCAGCAUUCGAGGCYAUGUCCCUGCUGGUCAACCAGAUCCAUAAGAACCUGGAGGGGAACCAGGACCAGCAUGGCAGGAACAACCUGCUGGCCUCCUACAUCCACUACUGCUUCCACCUGCCCACUGCUGAGCCUGCCAUGCCUCCUACUGGGGGUGCCACCCCGGCCUACGAGCUGCCCAUCCAGUACGCCACGUUGUCCAGGGCAACGGCCCGCCCCAGCACCCUGCACCUGGCCCGCUCCAAGAGCAUCAGUAACUCCAACCCUGACCUGGCCAGCACMCCCACGUCACCUGACGAGGAGGUGCAGAGRAUCAUCGSCAGCAAGGUCAGUUCUACCUCCAAUACAAAUCAAAUGGUAUUGUAUGAUGUUCAGGGGAUAGACCGCUCCCACUCCUGGGUAAACUCUGCUUAUGCCCCCGGGGGCUCCAGAGCUGUGCUACGCCGGAACCCCAACUUCACCUGUGAGCUCAAGCAGGCAAGUGAUCGUGGCUGCAAUCGCAUGUCUGCCUUUGUGGACAGCGCCACCUUCUGUUCAGCUCCAACAAGACAGAUUGCCAAGAAGCUGCUCCAUGAGGAGCUGGCACUACAGUGGGUGGUGAGCACCAGCACAGUGAGGGAGGCAGCACUGCAACAGGCCUGGUUCUUCUUYCAACUCAUGACGAAGAGUAUGUCCCACCACCUGUUCCUGUCCGCCCGGAUAGACCUUCCCAGACGCCAGCGCUUCCCAGACCGCUUUGUGGAUGACAUCGCUGCUCUAGUGGGGGCUAUCAGUGCUGAUGUAGCAGGGCGAUACCACAAGGCCAUCAGUGCAGUCCACUCUCUGAUGUGCAGUCAUGAUGCGGACCCUCGCUACACGGACCCCCAGGUGCGAACCCACAUCGCCCAGCUCUACCUGCCCCUCAUCCCCAUCGUCAUGGACACCCUGCCCCAGCUCCAUGACUUCACAGACACUUCUCAAGCCCGGGGCCGCCACGCCCCCGCUAUGCAAGACGAGGGGGACCCAGACAACGGAACCAUCAGUCAGUCUGUCGCCAUGGCGAUCGCUGGCUCCCCGCUGCCGCAUGCCAAAGCCCCCAACUUCACCAUGCCCACGGUGGCUGGUCGUCAGUGCAGCUCUCUGUCGGCAGAGUGCAGUAGGACUCUGCUGGUGUCUUUCCUGUGGGUUCUGAAGAACGCAGACGCUGCUCUGCUGGAGAGCUGGGUGUCAGACCUCUCUGUGCUGCAGAUCAACAGGCUGCUAGACCUGCUGCACCUCUCGGUGUCCUGCUUCGAGUACAAGCUCAGGAUUGCUAAGGGCUACCAGAACUCCCCUGACCUGCGCCUGACGUGGCUGCAGAACAUGGCGGGGAAGCACUCGGAGAGAGGGAACCACGCGGAGGCAGCCCACUGCCUGGUGCACAGCGCCGCCCUGGUGGCAGAGUACCUCAACAUGCUGGAGGACUGCCGCUACCUGCCCAUUGGCUGUGUCACCUUCCAGCACAUCUCGUCUAAUGUUCUGGAGGAGUCAGCGGUGUCUGAUGACAUCUUGUCCCCGGAGGAGGAGGGUAUCUGUGCGGGGAAGUACUUCAGCGAGUUGGGGCUGGUGGGGCUGCUGGAGCAAGCUGCAACCUCCUUCCACAUGGCUUCCAUGUAUGAGGCCAUCAACGAGGUGUAUAAGAUCCUACUCCCAGUCCACGAGGCCAACAGAGACUUCAAGAAGCUGGCUACUGUCCAUGGAAAGUUGCAGGACACCUUUAACAAAAUCUUCAACCAGAGUUCUGGAUGGGAGGUAAAGAUGCUGCAGAUGGUGCUGCAGGGCUCCGUGGGCACCACUGUCAACCAGGGCCCUCUGGAGGUGGCCCAGGUCUUUCUCUCUGACAUUCCUGAUGACCCCAAGCUGUACCGUCAUCACAACAAACUACGCCUCUGCUUUAAAGACUUCAAUAAGAGGUGUGAGGAUGCCCUGAGGAAGAACAAGACUCUGAUUGGUCCAGACCAGAAAGAGUACCACAAGGAAAUGGAGAGGAACUACAAUAAGCUGAAAGAGUCUCUGGGACCGCUCAUCACCCGCAAGAUCCCCCAGCUCUACAGGACAGAACACCAGCUCUACAGGACACUGCCGGCUGCAGGGUUUCAAACUGCUACACAAAGAAAUUCCUUCAGUAGGUCCAGUCUCCGCCGGGGGGACUGUUGAAGCACAGCAGACCUCGUCAACAGAGAAGAAACAUACUUUUGAUUUCAACUGGUCUGUCUGUCUUCCCCCACCCCAACAGUCUAUCCUCAACACUCACACCAUCCUCCUCCAUCUCCCUAGCUUGUUAUUCCAAACCCCCCCAAUGUCAGGCCAUACCACCUCUCUCCCGCCUUACUCACUCAUUUCUUGUCUUCCUCUCCUGCUCUGCUCCACCCCCCCAUUCUCUCUCUCUCUCUCUCACACUCCUAUAGGAAAAGCUUCCUCUGUUUAUACUGGAAGUUUAUCUGCACUGUAAACAGUCAUUUGGACCAUCUCUCUCUUUCUCCUGGGCAUUUACAUAGACCCGCUUUCAGGAGGAGUCUCUCUGCAUUGAGGAGGACCCAGAAUGAUGCUUCUCCCUCACUGUUCAUCUCCGCUCUGUUUAAUUGUAGCUUUUCCUGAACGGGAGAAUCCAAAACAGCUCCUAGGCGCUUCCCUAAUUGUGUGUUUGUUUUGGGCCGCGUUUGAAUGUGUGCGCUUGGAAGUUUGUGUUUGAGUGUGUGUGUCUUGCCCCGACUGCACAGGAUACAGGCUUCUUUCCAUUUGCUUGUGUAUGUGUCAUGUUUGCUGUGGAAGGGCCUGGGUGGUUACACUGUGUGGUUUAGCAGGCCUGUUCCCUGUGUUUCGUGGCCUUAGUGAAUUUGUGUGUGAUUAUUUUGGUGGGGGACCAGUUGCUGCCAGACGUAGUCAUUAAAUGUUCCCAGGGAGUCGUUCUGUAACCGACGAUCCUCAUACCAAAUAACUGACAUUCUUUCACUACUGACUUCUCCCUUUCAUACACCCUGUAUCAGGACAGGAAUUCAUUAUGAAGAAGUAUGACAUUUUGAUCAUUAGAGGCCCAUCUGCUCUAGAUGAACAUACAAUGGACACAUUGUAGGUUGGAGAGAUGUGGCUUUGGGAAGAGAGGGAGCCGUACAAAUGGUUUCUGACACUGUGAAAUGUUAUUUUUACUGCACUGACCAAAAACACUGUCGCAUCACUGAUGUUCACAUGGUAAGCACUGUCAGACAGGCAGUGACAUUCACUCUCUCUCUAUCUCUCUCUCCCUCACUCACUCACUCUGUGCUGACAAACACUCCACAUGUUCUGGAAUGAAUCUUCAACCCUGUGGUUGGUGGAAACAUAUAAUGUAGGUCUUUUUAUCUACUGUAUUGGACUGUGUCUCCUUUAUUGUAUUGCACUAUACUGUAUUCACACUGCCGCACCUACGUACCAACGUCUGUAACUACUGUAUUUCCUCUGUUUAUUGUAUUUUCACGAGGCUUGUCUAAAACUGCAUUUUUACCGGGUCAGGAAAAAGGAAAACUUUUUUAUUUAUUCACUCUUUUUUUUUUUUUUGUACUGCUCUGUAUUAAAAUGUUAUUUCAAUCUUAA